CCCGAAGAGGAGCCAGUGUCCCACACAUCGCCCAACCAUGUUCGCCCGUGCCGUCGCCCUCCUCGCCCUGGUGGCCUGCUGCGCCGCGGCCAGCCUGCCCGAGACCAAGGACCCCAAGGACCUCGCGCUCGGUUUCCAUGAAGGCGACGAGCUGGCCCGAGAGCAGCGCUCCGUUCAAGACUUCCUUAAGACUUUGGGCCCCAGCCCCGCAGCCCUCAAGGGCAGCAAAGACCAGAGCUUUAACAUCGGUGGACUUUACCAAUAUGACAGGCAACUGCAGACCAGCACGGUGUACAAGUCGCGCAGCUUCCUGAGCGUCAACACAAAGGAGCUGUCCCUCUCCGGGCCCUACAUCAUCCACUGCAUCCAGGUCGUGGACCUGAAGAAGGACGGCAUGAACGCCGCGGUGACGGUGCAGAGGGGCGGCAUCGGCCAGAGGCAGGUGACCCUGAAGUUCAAGAGCCGGCGCGGCGAGGACAUCAACUACAUGGUCAUCUUCUGGGGACAGUGAGCGCAACCGCUGUUAUCACCAAGUCCUGAUUUGUUCUGCCUUGGAAAUGAUGAAAUAAAAACUUGUUUACGCAAGCAAAA
Thrips palmi is the source of this 591-nucleotide messenger RNA. RefSeq lists its product as uncharacterized. The coding region runs from base 38 to 511 and encodes 157 amino acids. The transcript has 2 exons. The record is from RefSeq and is a predicted model, not a curated record. NCBI's taxonomy places the organism in Eukaryota, Metazoa, Arthropoda, Insecta, Thysanoptera, Thripidae.